GUGAUUAAGCAAAUGAUCCACAGGCUUACCUACAGCCCAGUCACAUGGAGGCUUUUCUCAAUCUUGGUUCCCUCUUCUCAGAUAACUAUGGUUUGUGCUAAGCUGACAAAACACUAGCCAGCACAGCCCCCUUCCCAAAUCUCUCUUCCUGUUGGUUUAGAACAGAAGAGCCUUAUCUAAUGAGUAAUUUGGGGAUUGAGAAUGCUCCCCUUUUUGGAUCCGUGGUUCAGUCAGUAGCAUGUAACUUUCCAACUCUUUCAGUAAAGACCAGCAAAUAGCAGCCCACCGGCUAGGAGAGAGGGGCCUAGAGCUUCUGCUUGUAUGACUCUUGGCUCUAAGCUACAAGAAUUUCUUACACACUUGCACCAGGCCCACUUAGAAGGCUGUGACCACCUACCUUUCCUCUUCCCACAGUUGGUUUUGGGAAUCCCGCCAACUGACUUCCAAGCUAACAGCUAGUGUGACCUGGAGUCCAUACUGCAGGCUGAGUUCCCUAAAGUAUACACAUCUGCAUCCAUUUGUUUCCAGGUUCCCCAAUCAUUAAUGUACUCGCUAAUGUUUCCUUAUAAGUUCUGCAUGUGAAGCCUGAAUCUGCAGCUACGUUACUACAACUGAUAUAGCUAAAUUACCUUCCAGGUCUGGAUUUCAGUCACUUCCUCCAUAAAACAGAGAUGUGUUCAAAUUUUUUCAUUAAAAAAGUAGUUUCCAAGUAUUUUCCAUUAGCCCAGCAAUGAGGACCAAGUACUGAAUGCUCCCAGAACGGAGCUGGGGAUCUAAAGGUGGAGGCUCGCAUUAAGCAACCUUGAAUUGGACAGUGAUUAGACUAAGUGCGGUUGGAUUUGAGCACUAACAACUGCAGCUACUGAGAAGGAUGCUGGUGGCUUGGGACCGAGCUCUGACAUCCCUGAGCUGCCAAUGAUUCUCCAAAAAUGGGUGACUGGUUCCGUGGGCUCCAGCUUCUCGUGCAGGACCCGGGCCUUGGGCAAGUGGAUUCUCUGGGUUUCGAUGACAAGAGCCUCAAAGGGCUGAGGGACACAUCCUUCACCUGAGGCAUUGUGCUGGGUGAUGCCCUCUGGCCGGCUCUGUGCACUAGGCCCUCCAACGAAGGCGCCUGUGCCGUCGCUGCGUGUGGCAACAGCGACACCGCCUGGAGAGAGGUAACUCUAGCACGUGACUUUCCAAGGGCCUGAGUCCGGGUGCUGCUUCUUCUCUACAUCCAGCUUUCCAGCCUGGGAGCUUCAAGUACGGCCACAGGCGAGUGAAAUCACACUCCGCGGGUCCGAGGACCAGACCCUUGGGAUUCCGCUCGACGGAAACGGAGGACAGUGCCUAUGGCUAUAAAGACCACUGCGCCUGCGUACUCCUGCCUUUGUGCGAAGUCGUCACCGCUUGAGAAAUUUGUCCUAGACGACUUACCAUCUGUUUCCAAGACAACCCGGGAGUCUCCUGGCAACAGCGGAGCGGCCUGCGCCGGUCUCCCCGACCCAUCCUUGCAAUGGCCACAGCAAGUCCCAGCGUCUUCCUGCUCAUGGUCACCGGGCAGGUAGAGAGUGCCCAGUUUCCAGAGUAUGAUGACCUCUACUGCAAGUACUGCUUUGUGUACGGCCAGGACUGGGCCCCAACAGCGGGUCUGGAGGAGGGAAUCUCACAGAUAGCAUCCAAGAGCCAAGAUGUACGGCAAGCAUUGGUGUGGAACUUCCCCAUCGACGUGACCUUUAAAAGUACCAACCCCUAUGGCUGGCCACAGAUUGUACUCAGCGUGUAUGGACCAGACGUGUUUGGGAAUGACGUGGUCCGAGGCUAUGGCGCAGUUCAUGUGCCCUUCUCUCCUGGACGGCACAAAAGAACCAUCCCCAUGUUUGUGCCAGAGUCUACAUCUACACUACAGAAGUUCACAAGCUGGUUCAUGGGACGGCGGCCUGAGUACACAGACCCGAAGGUGGUGGCCCAGGGUGAAGGCCGGGAAGUGACUCGUGUUCGCUCUCAGGGAUUUGUUACCCUCCUCUUCAAUGUGGUGACCAAGGACAUGAAGAAGCUGGGCUAUGAUACUGGGCCUGUGGACACACAAGGAGUCCUGGGUCCCAGCCUGCCACAAGACAACCCACAAUAAAAGUCAGCCUUUCUGUCAACCACUAUGGACCAGAUGCCCUCCAGCCUACACACAACCAUAUCAACUGAGCUGGGAAGUUGGGAGCUAAAGAUAGUUUUAUAUAAUAAAGUGUCACUUUUUUCCCCAGA
This is a messenger RNA of Apodemus sylvaticus (European woodmouse), 2238 nucleotides long. It is a transcript of the gene B9d1, whose product is annotated as B9 domain containing 1. Gene Ontology annotation, biological process: cilium assembly. NCBI's taxonomy places the organism in Eukaryota, Metazoa, Chordata, Mammalia, Rodentia, Muridae. Gene Ontology annotation, cellular component: MKS complex. The record is from RefSeq and is a predicted model, not a curated record. Bases 1496 to 2110 code for a protein of 204 amino acids. The transcript is spliced from 7 exons.